AUGGGCUGCAAGGGUACGAAGGAACGUGAUGGGGGCGAUGAUCUCGUCAACAAACAGAACACCGCAAAUGGAGCCGAGGAGUUUAAUAUGCUUGCCGAGGAAAACCCUGUGGCCGCAAAACUGCGCGAAGAAUGGUCUAAAGUAGUGCAAUCUAUUUCCACUAUGCCUGCAGAGACCCGAGGAGAAGUUUGGGCAGAUACUGCCAACAAUCGUCUCACACACCGUUGCGUUGACAGGGUGGGAAAACUCUUCUUGGUGUAUAUAAGAAACGACCUUAUGUCUCGUGGAUGGGGCGGUAGCUUUGACUACACCGUUGUUGGCGUCACACAACAGGGAUUUCUAAAGGUAAGUGUUACACUUGAUGCUAGUACUGCCAUUAAACGGUCAGGGGACAUUGUGUGGGAGACUAAGGUGCAUUACUACAGCACUGCCUAA
Messenger RNA from Trypanosoma grayi, 435 nucleotides. RefSeq lists its product as hypothetical. Bases 1 to 435 code for a protein of 144 amino acids. The record is from RefSeq and is a predicted model, not a curated record. Lineage: Eukaryota; Euglenozoa; Kinetoplastea; Trypanosomatida; Trypanosomatidae. The transcript has a single exon.